Molecule: messenger RNA, 3198 nt
Organism: Tarenaya hassleriana
Lineage: Eukaryota; Viridiplantae; Streptophyta; Magnoliopsida; Brassicales; Cleomaceae
Product: pentatricopeptide repeat-containing protein At3g54980, mitochondrial
Exons: 3
Coding region: 109-2730 (873 amino acids)
Molecular function (GO): protein binding
Source: RefSeq, a predicted model, not a curated record
AACUGAAAACGACAUCGUUCAAUUACUCUGAACGAAGUAGGGUUUAAGCCUCGUCUCUCCCAAACGAAUUACACCACCUAAAUCUUCUUCGUCGUUUCAAGACCAUUGAUGAGGAAAAUGAGAUCUUCCUUUGCUCCCAAACGAAUCUCUCCACCUAAUCUUCUUCGUUGUUUGAUAAACCCUAAACCCUUUUGUUCACAUUCUCGACUUCCCAAUGCACCCGAUGAUCCAAUUCCCGACGCUGAUUCUACCGGGAAAAUCAUGCCGAACCCAGGCUCCGCCGGGAAACCCAUCCACGGACCCGCUUGUCCUAAACAAACAUUAGACUCCGCGUCAUUGGACCAUGUACCUUACCUCUUCAGCGCCAAACACGGAGGCGACGAAAUGAACGAGGCGCGUGUGAUCGACGCGCUUCUGGGUUACAAGAACGACGCACCAACGGCUCGUCGGUACUACAAUUGGUCCAAGCCGAGGUGUGGGUUCGACGAAGGCGGCGACGUGUUCUGGGUACUGAUCCAUGUUCUUGUUGGUUCCCGCGAGACGUUCCGUCCCGCCAGAAAUUUGCUCAUACGGUACGUUUCCAAGUGUCCAACGCGAAAGCCGAGCGUAGCAGUUAAAGACAUGAUGGAUUGCGCUGAAAAGUUUGGGUUUGAGCUAAAUUUGCGAGCUUUUGAUUACUUACUGAAUGGUUAUAUCCGAUGUGGGCGUGUGGAUGAUGCCGUAGAUUGCUUCAAUCUAAUGAUAGAGCGAAAUAUGAUCCCUUUCGUUAAGUCUAUGAACAGUCUUCUUAGUGCUUUGGUUAGAAGGAAUUCCAUGGAUGAUGCUCGAAGACUGUAUAGUCAGAUGGUUGUCGUAGGUGUUACGGGUGAUUGCUUUACGAUCCAGUUGUUCAUGCGAGCGAGCUUGAGAAAAGGAAAGCCUGAAGAGGCUGUGGAGAUUUUCAAUGAUGCUAAGAAUAGAGGAGCCGGGCCUGAUGGAUCAAUGUAUAAUCUUGCUAUUCAGGCAGCGUGCAAGAUGUCGAAUUUGAGCAUGGCUUUUGGUUUGUUGACAGAGAUGAGAGAGAAAGCGUUUUUGCCGUCACAGGAAACGUAUACCAAUGCGAUAAUGGCUUCCAUGAGGGGGAGAAACAUGGUGGAGGCCUUGAGGUUGAAGGACGAGAUGGUGAGUUGUGGGAUACCGAUGAAUGUAAUUGCUGUGACGAGUCUGGUUAAAGGGCACUGUGAAAAGGGCGACAUGGUUAGGGCUUUUGAUUUGUUUAACGAGAUGAAGGAGAAGGGACCGUCCCCGAACGAGUUUACUUUCUCGGUAUUGAUAGAAUGGUGCACUAGGAAUGGGGAUAUGGAAAAAGCCGUUGAGCUAUACGAUGAAAUGAAAAUCUUAGGUGUUCCUCUUUCCGUCUUUCAUGUCAACUCAAUGAUUCAGGGGUAUUUGAUAUCUCGAACUCCGGAAAAGGCACUGAAAAUGUUUGAUGAAUCUGUUGAAGCUGGUGUUGCAAAUACUUUCAUCUGUAACAGUAUUUUGUCAUGGUUUUGCAAGCAAGGUAAGAUAGAUGAAGCUAUGAAGUUAGUAAGUAUGAUGGAGAGUAAAGGUAUUGAACCUAAUGUUGUUUCUUACAACAAUAUGAUGCUUGCCCAUUUCAAAGCGAAAAACAUGGAGGAAGCCCGUGUUGUUUUCGAAAAGAUGCUGGAGAAGGGUAUAAAGCCGAAUAACUUCACUUAUUCCAUUUUGAUUGACGGAUAUUCCAAGAACGGUGAUAUACAGAAGGCUAUUGAUGUCUUGAAUCUGAUAGAUUCUUCUAAUGUCACUCCCAAUGAGUUUGUGUACAACAGUUUUAUCAACGGUUUGUGCAAAGCCGGUAGGACAUCUAAUGCAAGAGAUGCAUUGAGAAAGUUUAUCGGUGAAAUGGGUUUUGGCCCGAGUGUCAUGACUUACAACAGUAUCAUAGAUGGGUUUGUCAAAGGAGGCAAGCUUGAUUCCGCGAUUGCUACUUACAGGGAGAUGUGUGUCAAUGGAGUUUCCCCCACUGUUGUAACCUAUACAAGCUUGAUCCAUGGGUGUUUCAAAUCUAAUAAGACAGAUCUUGUGCUGAAAUUGAGGAAUGAAAUGAAAGACAAGGGUAUCAAACCAGACAUUCCGGUCUAUGGUGCUCUAAUAGACGGUUUUGUGAAAAAACAUGACAUGGAAAAUGCGUCUGCUCUGUUCUCUGAGCUCCUCGAAUUAGGGUUAUAUCCAUCAGUGGCUAUUUACAAUAGCUUGAUUUCGGGAUACCGUAAUCUUGGAAAUAUGGAUGCAGCGCUUGAUUUGUACAAGAAAAUGACGAGUGACGGUAUACGUUGUGAUCUUCCAAUGUAUACAACACUGAUCGAUGGGUGUUUGAAGGAGAGAAAGUUGGAUGUUGCUUCAGAUUUGUACUCGAAAAUGCUUGAAGAGGGUAUUCAACCUGAUGAAGUCAUGUCUACUGCACUUGUCACUGGUCUCUGUAAGAAAGGGCAGCUGGAGAAAGCACGUAAAAGUUUCGAAGAGAUGGGGAAGAAGGAUAUGACUCCGAACAUUCUUAUAUAUACUGCCCUGAUCGCGGAAUAUUUCAGGGAAGGAAAUCUGGCAAAGGCUUUCGCACUUCAUGAUGAGAUGCUUGAUAAGGGUCUUACGCCUGAUGGCUGUACAUAUGAUAUUCUCUUUGGCAAGAAACUCGGUGGGUUAAAUUCUCAUUCCGCUACUGGAAAUAUAUAGUCCGGACUGCGCGAGGUAUGUGCUGUCCGUUUCUCGUGCUCGUAUAGUUUCACUUGCUUGAAAUUUCGGAGGGCUCAUACGAGAAAGGGGAACUCAAUACUGUUCUGCUAAUUCCAUACGCAAGGCAAGUCAGGUCUCAGAAUUCUGCGAGAACUACAAAAUGGGGACCCUUGUUUUAUCGUUCUGCCAUGGUGAUUGAGCGCAUCGUGUGUAAACAGCAUAGGCAUCCGUGUCCCGACGGGUGAGGACGGGGAAAAGGGUGAUGCCGAUAUGCCGAAGCAAACACUUACAUGACCUCUGCUUGUCGAGAAGAGAUCCUCUGGACAUGGAGGCUGAUCAUCCAUUGGAGCAUGAACAGGCAGAACUCAUAACGGGUUUGGUGUUUUCAGUUAAAGAGUACAGUUCUGUCUCCAUGUGUGAACAACUUAACGUUGAUUUGUGAUCUGCAAAAUAAUGCAGUAGCUGUAA